Molecule: messenger RNA, 1665 nt
Organism: Aspergillus terreus NIH2624
Lineage: Eukaryota; Fungi; Ascomycota; Eurotiomycetes; Eurotiales; Aspergillaceae
Exons: 2
Coding region: 1-1665 (554 amino acids)
Source: RefSeq, a predicted model, not a curated record
AUGAUCGAUGGCUUUGGUUAUGAAGGCAGCGAUCUGGAAAAGCAGCAGGUAACGAUUGAUAUCUGUUCAGACCUGCUGAAAGCCGGGGGAUAUAUGACCCGCGAAGCCCUUGACUGGAGGCAUCGAGAGAAUGUUAUCAACCCUCGUUACUUUGUGUCGAGGGCAGAUGGACGUAGGAAUGAUGACUUGUUCGAAGACUUUAGCUUCCGCCUUAUUUGGAGAAUUGCCCAUGAGAAAGGGCUCCAGGACAUCGAACUCCCAGAGGAGCUACAGCCACUCGUGUACAAAUCCAGGAAACUUAUGACAGCACAACUGAGAAGAGGGGUUGAUUUUCAUCGAUGGAUCGAAACGAACACUCGUUGGGGAGAUGGUUUAGCCCUGAUCCUUGAAUCUGGCCAUGCACCAACCGAAGGCGCCCUUAUAGCGGCAUGCGAAGCGAACUGUGAGGAGAGCGUCAAGAUAUUGGUGAAUGACAAAAGGUGCUUUAUUGGAGAAAAAGAGCUUGAAAUAGCCAGCUUUCAUCCUAAUCCGGCUAUUGUUGAUCUAAUUGUCAGCGAACUCAUUCAUCGCAGAAGGCGGCUACAGGCUCUUGCUGAGGCACACUUACCAAGAGAAGUCCAAGAUCGGUUACGCAUCGAACCUCAGAGCCUACUGAAUGUCCAUGCUUAUGAAGUAUAUACUUUACUUGAAGCAAAGUCUGUGGAUCUGGGAGGUCUCCUGGAGCGUCAUAGAUGGUCAGUCUUUGACUAUGUUGGCAUCAAUCUUAAUUUGGCCGACCGAUUAUGGAGCGCUGGCUUCCGAGGCGUGGAUGAGAUCGACGACGACAACAAGACGUGCCUAACAAAAAUUUGGACAACCACUCCGCCCUGUGAUUUGGAAGUAUUCCUGCAAAAGUCUUGCUGGUUGAUCAGUAAAGGCGCCGAUGUCUAUUACCAAAAGCAUUCCGGAUCGGCCUUGCAUGACAUAGGAAAUAGCGUGGGAAGACUAUUAUACUGGAUGAACGCAGAGGAAGGCUCUUCUUCGAAAUUUCAUUCGUUGAGUGAACCCCCAAAGGCCUUACUGAGAACAAUCCUUUUCAACAAUACUCAAGAUGAUUGCGACUGUGUCUGUUCUCAGAAUGGAUGCUCUCCACUGACGGCGCUUUUGAGAGGACUUUUGCAUACACGUGCUGACCAGGAGACUGUAGCCAAGCUUAUUUGUCUCUUCGCCGAGUUAUUGAAUGUUGUUCUCUUUCACUCAGAACCUGAGCAUGAGCCUGAUGAACACUCUAAGAGGCACUUGAGUGUUUGCGUACUUCGCUUCGUCACAUUCGCAAUCUUGGAUAUCACUCAUACCUGCUCGCAUGAGUGGAGAGAGAUCGAGUCCGAAGAAAUAGAAGAGAUUCAAGAUGAGGAGAAACUGUUGAUAUUAGAUCUCGAGAGGCUAUUGGCACAUUUUCUCGAAGAAUUGAAUGUGCAUGGCCUGCAGCUCUCGAGCUACAUAACUGGACUGUGGCGGACGAACAUGACUUCAAUUCUAUCAACGGCAAGGCCUCAUACUGUGAAAGAAAUUACUCAAAUCCUUGAGUCGGGAGUUGUUUUUGAUCGCCACGAAACCCCCGCCGCCGGGGGGGGGGGGGGAAGGCUGGAAGCUGUCUCCGUCCUAGCUGCGGCUCAAGGUCAUUAG